Messenger RNA from Hirundo rustica (Barn swallow), 4908 nucleotides. It is a transcript of the gene SGPP1, whose product is annotated as sphingosine-1-phosphate phosphatase 1. Gene Ontology annotation, cellular component: endoplasmic reticulum membrane. Gene Ontology annotation, biological process: sphingosine metabolic process; phospholipid dephosphorylation. The transcript is spliced from 3 exons. Bases 172 to 1407 code for a protein of 411 amino acids. The record is from RefSeq and is a predicted model, not a curated record. Gene Ontology annotation, molecular function: sphingosine-1-phosphate phosphatase activity. Lineage: Eukaryota; Metazoa; Chordata; Aves; Passeriformes; Hirundinidae.
CGUGAGGGAGCGAGCGGCGAGAGGAACCGAGGGAGGCGAGGGUAGUCCCGCGGUAUCCGCGGCCCCGCGCCUUCCCGCGGGUUUCUCUUCAGGGAGCGGCUUGCUUUUUCCACGGAGCCCCCGUGCCCCUUUCCGCCCCUCAGACGAAGUCCCCCGCCGCCCUCCGGCGGUAUGUCUCUCGGCCAGCGCCUGGUCCGGCUGGCCGCCCACCUGCAGGACCCGCGGAAAGUGGCCGCGUUCCAGCGGCUCUGCGGGGUGGAGGGGCCCUCGGGCUGGGCCGGCGCGGAGCCACGGGGGCCGGUGGCGAACGGUGGCCCCGCGGGCGGGCUGGCGCAUCCCGCUGGGAACGGGGCCGUGCCCGGCGCGGCGGGAACCCCGCGGCGCUGGAGAAGGAGGCCGCGCCGAAACUCGCUGACGGAGGAGGAGGACGGCAGCCAGGAGUUCGCCACUCGCAGCCGCUUCCUCUACUAUCUGUUCAGCCUGGGUACGGAGCUGGGCAACGAGCUCUUCUACAUCCUCUUUUUCCCUUUCUGCAUCUGGAAUGUGGACGCCUGGCUGGGCCGGAGGCUCAUCAUCAUCUGGGUGUGGGUGAUGUACCUGGGGCAGUGCACCAAGGAUGUGAUCCGCUGGCCGCGUCCUGCCUCUCCGCCCGUGGUGAAGCUGGAGGUCUUCUAUAACUCCGAGUACAGCAUGCCCUCCACCCACGCCAUGUCGGGCACCGCCAUCCCGCUGGCGCUCUUGCUGCUCAGCUACGGCCGCUGGCAGUAUCCCCUUAUGUUUGGACUGAUCCUGGCAUUCUGCUGGUGUUCUUUGGUUUGCUGUAGCCGAAUUUAUAUGGGAAUGCAUUCAAUUUUGGAUGUUAUUGCUGGAUUUCUGUAUGCUAUUCUUAUCCUGGCUGUCUUCCAUCCAGUCGUGGACCUGAUCGACAACUUCAACUUAACUUACAAAUACGCACCCUUAAUUAUCAUCAGUCUCCAUUUGGCCCUGGGCAUCUUCUCUUUCACCCUGGACACGUGGAGCACGUCGCGAGGAGACACGGCUCAGAUCCUGGGCUGCGGUGCCGGCGUGGCCUGCGGCUCUCACGUCAACUACAUGGUGGGUCUGCAGCUGGAUCCUCCUCCCCACGCCUUGCCCUUGUCUGUGUCCUCCCUCACCGUGACGGUGUUUGGAAAAGCCAUCCUGCGGUUGUUGAUUGGAGUCGUUGUUCUGUUGUUGACCAAAGUGGCCAUGAAGAAAGCCACGAUUCCGCUGGCGUGUAAAAUAUUCCGCGUCCCGCACGACGACGUGCGGCGAGCCAGGCAGCGCAUGGAGGUCGAGCUGCCCUACCGCUACAUUACCUACGGAAUGGUCGGGUUCUCCCUCAUGUUUAUUGUUCCUUGCCUCUUCCACUUCAUUGGUCUUUCCUGAUGCAGUUUGGUCACUUUGGGUAGGGAGAACUGAGCUAAGUUGCUUUUUGAAGAGGUGCACUAGUUUGCUAAGGGAAGGCCGGCCAGCUUGGUUUUUAGCAGGGUCUUCCUAUUAACAGCAAUACAAAGCAGGCAAAGCAUUUAAAGGGCUUUGCACAUCUCUGGGGAUGGUUUAGGGCCAGCAGUCACGCAUCAGUCCAGGAGAAGUGCUGACCUCUGUAAAUGCUCUUUUUGGACUUAUUGCUGUAACCAAGUCUGUGUGUGUGUGAUGCAGUGAAUGUAUCUGGGAUGGCUGCCAGUCUGUACCUGUCACCGUACACUGACACUUCAGCAGCUGUGUCUGACAGCUAAUCAGAAGGCUCCAUUCAUCAUCUGUUUGCCAUUUCACGGUGAUUAGUUCAAGCUGUUGGACCAUAGACUAUUAAAUUUGCUUUCUUUCCUGAAGUCCUGCUUCAAGGUAUUUCAGCUAACAGUUGUUUCUAACGGACCAAACUCGUACUGAGGUUGAAUUUUUCUAAACAAACAAGCAGAAGCCAUUUUCCUUAGCCCCCUUUGUGGAGAAAUAUGUCUGGAUUAGCAUAGAUAGAUAUCACUAGAGUACAUAUAAUUCAGGUACUGUAUUUUAUGGUUUAAUAACUGUGCCUUUCUGUUGCUAAAUUAAGAAAUGCCAUAUAUACUGUGAUGUAAAAAUGCCUAAUUUUAUUGAAAGUCUUACAUAAUUAGGCAGGUACUAAAAAAUGUUAUAUUGUCCAUGUUGCUGACAUGGUCCAAGUCAACCAGAAUGUUCAGUUUUUCCUGAUGAAAAUUGCAUAAAUUAAAUGACUCAUGAAUUGUGUCCUUGAGCUCAAGAUGUUGUAAAUGAACAAUAGUCCCUUUUGUAAGUAUUUUUAAUGUGUAUUGUAAGUUACUGCAAGAGGAUAUAUUUUUCUGGAGAUUGUUUAUACAGUGGAUGGAUAUUAAAAAUAAAUUAUUUAAACAUAUAAACAAUAAAAUCACCCCAUUCUGCAAAGAAGUGGGCUUCACUUAUUAUUCCAAACUAAUCUAGAAGGACCACUGCGUUUAGGUAUUUGGUUAGAAAAUAUAAUACUUAUUCUAGAAAAAUCUGUAUUUUUAUGCAUUAAUAUACUAUAUUUAAAGGUGAUUAUCACUUUUACCCGAUUUAGAUAGUUUAUAAGACAAUGUAACAAUUAAAGUAAACUUGUAAUCAUUCUGCUUGACAGACGGUGAGCAGUCUAGAAGGACAGUAUGGUCAAUGCAUGAACAGUUCAUGGUGUCUAAAUUUGGCAGGAUUUUAUUAUGUGCUUUUGAGCUUUCCAUGAUCCUUUUCCCUUCAAGUGUAACUUCACGUGCCUUUUUCUGUUUUGUUUUGUCUCAUUCAUGCGUUGCCUGAUCUGUUCUUUCCAGGUCAGGAACUUCAUGCAGGAAGCUCUGUCUCAGUGUCUGUCCAGACACAAAUUACUUAAUUUUGUAUUGUAUGUAUGUGUUUUUCAGAAAAAACAUCAUUUGGUUGGGAAAUACGGUGAUUAGAUGGAAUACAAACCCUACAUUUUUUGUAAACAAUACUUGGUUUUAGAACUUUGGGUUUUUUGUGUUGGAGAUAUCUCUAAGCUGUUAGUAUGUAGAUUUACAAAAUCACCUUCACUUUCUUUGAAGCAGACAAGGUCUAUGGUACACUGGCACUGGAUGAUGUGAAAAAUUUACUUUUCUGGUGCAUUUUUCCAGUGCAUCCUGAAUGCACUGCUAUGAAUGUAUUCAAACAGAGGCAUUCAGAACUGAGAGUGUGUUAAACAACUUCCAUAGCUGAAAAGACAUUACCCAGUAGAAAAUGGUUAGCUUGUUUCAGUGCUGAUUUCUCGAUUUGAUUUUUGGGUCUGUUCCUCUUUUGCAGUUCAAUGCUGAAUGUGCAGUAAAAGGUAAAUUGGUUUCUGGGGUUUUGAGAGUGGGAUUUCCACUGGUUUGGCCUCACACACCAAGAUAGCCAUGAAAUAAAUAGCUGGGGGAAUGUACACAAAAUGCCUUAUGCUUAAAGCCCUAAGCAAGUGGUGUAGUUUCAAUUAUAUUCAAUUAGUCUGAGGACUGUUAAAAAUAAUAGGAUAAUUUCUCUGAAAUUUAGGGCAUAUUCUCCGUAAAUAUCCUAGCUUUACAGUUUAUAGCAAAAAAUGUUUAAAUUUUAGCACAGAAAAGGUAAGUGAACAAAACUAAUUUUUUAAGGUACAUAUUGAACUUAUAGAAACUUCAAGUUUACCUCAUAAAGAGCAUAAUUAAAGCUGUAUUUUCUAGCUGUGCUUGCUCUCUUCUAGUAUUAAUGGAACAUGAGAUGUACUGUAGAGGAUCUGGAAGGUGUGAAAAAGAUCACACAGGGCUUUCAACAGGCUGAGGAAAACUGCACUGUAGCUUAUUCUGCUGUCAUAAACAUAUUUUUUAUAUUUUUAUACAUUACAUUGAGUAAGUUCAAAAUGUCACGUUCCAUGUACCAGUACCCAGGAAAUGGCCAUCAGAGUGUUUGUACAGCACCUUCAGCAGCUACUUCACUGAAGUUUACAUGAGAAAAAGUUCUACUGUUCUAUUUUCAUGUUUUAUAAGGGGUUAUGCUCGAGAGGGCAGUUAGCACAAAAAGUCAUGCAAUAUGAAUACCUUUAGAGAAUAAAGAAUCACAGACAUGUAAAUGCUUAAAAAUCCAAGUAAAGUAUUUGUACAGGAGUAGAAUUUUGUUUACUAAUAAGCUAAGAUUCCUUGGAAUUGGGCGUAACAAAGCAGCAGGUAAAACUGGAGCACUGUCUUUGCCCUAAUCUAUUCUUGGAGUUGAACAUGCAAAGUAUUUCUAGUGUUAGCACCAGCUGGUACCAAAUUCUUUAUUUAUAAAGUUAACAUAGCUUUAAGGGGUAGUCAACUGUCUUUCCAGAAGGACAGUAUGCUUGAAACCCUUUAUGAUGUGGUGCAAAAACAUCCUGUUACAUCCUGAACUCCCUCAGUCCCAGAGAGAAAUCCUACUUUAUAGAACCAGGUAAAAAAGCACAUUUAUUAAAAAGCUGCAGGCUAAAUUUGACUUAUUUUAAAAUAUUGUAUGAAAUAAACCUUAAAACCAACAGGCAGAUAGAGAGCAAUUUGACAAAAUUCUGUUUUCCAAGAGGUGGAAGAGACGCAAAUUCGUCUGAGACUGCCUUAAACAUAGGAGCAGGAUUUUUUCUGACCUGGCCCUCAGUCAGAACUGACAUGUGCAUUGCAUCUUGGGUGAGGUUUAGAAUCUGAUAUUUUGGAAAAAAGUUUCAUGUUUAUAAAAACUGUGUGAUCACUUAUGAAGCUGUUGGGUCUCUGAUCAGGAGGUGAAGGAGCAACUUGAAGGUAAAUUGGCAAACCAUAGGGAGCUGGGUUUUGUUUAUUUAUUUGGAUUUUUUUUAAGGUUAUGUACAGCAUUUCUCAUGGAAAGAAAAACCAAACAGAAAGAUUAAUUUCUUUUAAAAUGGCAUUUCCAAAUGUGAUAUAUGGCUUUUGUGUUUUUUUU